AUGGCAGAAUCAGAGGAGAAUUAUGGAAAAAACAUACAAGAAACGAACAAAGAUGAUGUUGUGAAAGAAGAAAUUGUUGAAAAAGUUGAGGAAUCUGGAAAAAUCAUCAAAAAAGUAAAAAAAGUCGUAAAACGCAAGAAACGACCGGCACGUAAACAAAUAGAGGAGAGACCAGAAUUUGAAAUGGAAGCUCCUCAACAAGGUCAAGUGUAUAAUAUCUGGUAUAAUAAAUGGAGUGGUGGAAAUCGUGAAGACCCUUUAAAAAGCCAAUUGAAAUCUGAUACAAGAUGUAACAUUGAAAGCGAUUCUGGUUACACAAAGGCUGAUAAAAUUCCUGGGUCUUAUUUUUGUCUUUAUUUUGCUAGAGGAAUGUGUUCGGAAGGAUCAAAAUGUGAAUUUUUGCAUCGUUUACCCAACGAAACCGAUUUUUUCAAUGCCAACGUAGAUUGCUUUGGAAGAGAAAAGCAUGCCGACUAUCGGGAUGACAUGGGUGGUGUUGGUUCCUUUUUACGCCAAAAUCACACUCUUUACGUUGGUGGAAUUCAGCCAACAGAUGAUAUUGAAGAAAUUGUAGCUCGGCAUUUUGCUGAAUGGGGUGACAUCGAACGCAUACGUGUUUUGAAUUCUCGAGGAAUCGCUUUCGUCACAUACGUGAAUGAAGCCAAUGCCCAGUUUGCAAAAGAAGCAAUGGCUCAUCAGUCCCUUGACAAUGAUGAGUGCCUUAACUGUCGAUGGGCGACGUUAGAUCCCAACCCAGCAUCUCAAGCACGAAAUCAGAGACGUUUAGAGGAACGUGCAGCAGAUGUCGUGAAAAAACUAUUGCCCAAAGAAUUUUUGGAGGAUUUACAAGAUUCGAAAACUGGUAAAGGAAAUCAAAAAAAGCGGAAACUGGAAUUAGAAUUUGGGCUCAAGGGUUAUGUGCCUUCUGAUGAUUUACUUUAUGCUGAUGGAUCUUCUUCUAUCCGAAACCAAAAAUCUAUAGAAGCAUCCUCUGGGCCAGUGCAGCAGACAGAGGUUUCCGAGGCUAGUGCUGAUGCCACAGAGCAAACGUCCGCUUCGUCCAACAAAUUUCUUAAAUCUGAUGUUUUGAAGGAUCUUCGCAAAAUAUCCCAAUCCUCGCAACAAAAGAGUCCAGCACUGGUUGCUGGAUAUGAUAGCGAUGAAGAUUAA
Molecule: messenger RNA, 1170 nt
Organism: Schizosaccharomyces osmophilus
Lineage: Eukaryota; Fungi; Ascomycota; Schizosaccharomycetes; Schizosaccharomycetales; Schizosaccharomycetaceae
Gene: cwf2
Product: zf-CCCH type zinc finger protein, Prp19 complex subunit, RNA-binding Cwf2
Exons: 3
Coding region: 1-1170 (389 amino acids)
Cellular component (GO): U2-type catalytic step 1 spliceosome; U2-type catalytic step 2 spliceosome; Prp19 complex
Molecular function (GO): pre-mRNA binding; U6 snRNA binding; metal ion binding
Source: RefSeq, a predicted model, not a curated record